Molecule: messenger RNA, 805 nt
Organism: Tribolium castaneum (red flour beetle)
Lineage: Eukaryota; Metazoa; Arthropoda; Insecta; Coleoptera; Tenebrionidae
Gene: Sld5
Product: Sld5
Exons: 2
Coding region: 73-738 (221 amino acids)
Biological process (GO): DNA-templated DNA replication; double-strand break repair via break-induced replication
Cellular component (GO): GINS complex
Source: RefSeq, a predicted model, not a curated record
GUUGGCAAUUGAGCACGUUUUCCCGCGCUUCAGCUGAUUAGUGUUCACAGUUGUGUUUUGUGUUAUUUUGUAAUGGAUUUGGAAUUGGAAGAUUUAGAAAACACGAUUCAGGACGACGACGAUGACAACGUGCAAUUAACUUCAGCCGAGUUAAUCGAAAUGAUGGAGGAAGUGUGGGUUAAUGAGAAAUUCGCACCUGAGAUCCUCCCUCAUAAACAAGAAGUUGUCGAUUGCGUGCUGGGACAAAUAUCAUACAUGGAAAAAAAUUUAGAGACUUUACCAUCCACCGACUUUAAAAAAGGAAUUCAUCAAUUGGAAGUCGAUAGGAUUCGUUUUUUGGUGGCGAGUUACCUUCGUCACAGAUUGGAAAAAAUCGAAACUUAUGUUUUGCAUAUUUUAAAAGAAGAGGAACAGAGGGGCGAGAGAGAAGAAGAGUUGUAUUUAACGGAAGCCGAACAACAAUUUGCGAUUAAAUACAAACAAGACUUAGAACAGCAUUUCGAAAAUGCGACUAAUUUUUACCCGGGCUUGCCAUUCGAAGACUGGAAAAGUCACAUAGUUGCGCCAAAUAUGAACAGUUUUGUGUUUUUGAAAGCUAAAACUGCCGUAGAAGGGGUUGUUAUAGACCCAAGCCGUGACGAUGAUGAAGUCGCUGAUUUAACUGUGGGUUCGCAAAUGAUACUGUCAUAUAACAGCGUGACUGAUUUGGUGAAAAAAGGAGACGUCCAAUUGAUAUAAAAUAUAUGUAAUAUAUUUGAUAAAAAUCAACAAAAAACUCAAAAUAAAUACACUGUUAGAAUCUCAA